Molecule: messenger RNA, 1850 nt
Organism: Callorhinus ursinus (northern fur seal)
Lineage: Eukaryota; Metazoa; Chordata; Mammalia; Carnivora; Otariidae
Gene: ANKRD34B
Product: ankyrin repeat domain 34B
Molecular function (GO): protein binding
Source: RefSeq, a predicted model, not a curated record
AGACAUAAGUGAAGUAUGAAAUUUUGAAUAACGUUUUCAGGUAUUAAUUCUGACUUUUGAAGAUGGAUGAAGGUGUAGAAAUUUCAAGUGAUGGAAAUUCCCUCAUCAAAGCAGUCCAUCAGAGCCGGCUUCGCCUCACAAGACUCUUGCUAGAAGGUGGUGCCUACAUUAAUGAGAGCAAUGACCGUGGGGAAACCCCUUUAAUGAUCGCUUGUAAGACCAAACAUGUUGAUCACCAGAGUGUCAGUAAAGCCAAAAUGGUUAAAUACCUGUUAGAAAACAACGCUGAUCCCAACAUACAGGACAAAUCUGGGAAAACUGCUCUGAUGCACGCUUGCUUAGAAAAAGCCGGUCCUGAAGUUGUUUCCUUGCUCCUAAACAGUGGAGCUGAUCUCAGCUUGCAAGACCAUUCUAGUUAUUCAGCCCUUGUUUAUGCUAUAAAUUCAGAGGAUAGUGAAACCCUGAAACUUCUACUUAGCGCUUGCAAGGCAAAAGGGAAAGAGGUCAUUAUCAUAACGACCGCGAAAUCACCCUCUGGUAGGCACACUACCAAACAGUACUUAAAUAUGCCUCCUGUAGAUAUAGAUGGGUGUCAUUCCCCAGCCUCCUGUGCCACUCCUUCAGAAAUAGACAUAAAAACAGCCUCAUUGCCACUUUCACAUUCUUCUGAAACUGAAAUGACACUUUUUGGCUUUAAAGGUCUAGAGCCCUCAGGAAGUAGUGAUGAUACACAGGACCCAGGCUCCCCUAUGAGGAAGCCUGCUAUGGCCUCUAAUGGGCCCAAGCUACCCCAGGCUCCAACCUGGAUCAAGAGUCCUCCCUUAUUAAUGCACCAAAACAGAGUGGCCUCCUUGCAAGAGGAGCUCCAGGAUAUUACUCCAGAGGAAGAAUUAUCCUACAAAACCAAUGGGCUGGCACUUUCCAAGCGAUUCAUCACUAGGCACCAAAGUAUUGAUGUAAAAGACACUGCACAUUUGCUAAGAGCCUUUGAUCAGUCCAGCUCAAGAAAGAUGUCAUACGAUGAAAUAAAUCAUCAGUCAUUUUUUUCAGAAGGAAGCCAGCAAUGCAUUGAAAUCCCUGCUGACCCAGAUCCAGACUCUAACCAGACAAUCUUUGCUUCCACCUUAAGAAGUAUAGUUCAAAAAAGAAACUCAGGGGCAAAUCACUAUAGCUCUGAUUCCCAGCUCUCGGCUGGUCUUACCCCUACAACUCUAGAAGAUGGCAAAGCACUUAUAGGAAAGAAAAAGAUCUUCUUGCCAUCUCCUUCCCUGUUGUCAGGGCCCAAAGAAUUGCUGGAGAAUAUCUCACCAGGUCCCUUGAGCAGGAGAAAUCAUGCACUUUUAGAAAGGCGUGGUUCAGGAGCUUUCUCUUUAGAUCACAAUAUUACUCAAGCCAGAUCAGGAUUUCUGCCACCCUUAAAUGUGAAUCCUCACCCCCCCAUCUCAGAUCUCAAUGUCAAUAACAAGAUUUCCAGCCUCCUUUCUUGUGGUCAAAAAGUGCUUAUGCCAACAGUUCCUAUGUUCCCUAAAGAAUUCAAAAGUAAAAAAAUGUUGUUAAGGAGACAAUCAUUGCAAACAGAACAAAUUAAGCAAUUAGUAAAUUUUUAAGAAAUGGCUAGAAAGCACAUUUGUUCAAAUGUCUACAUCAGAGAAAUAUAGAAACAGAGAAGAAAUCUCAAAUGUCAAUCCUUUUAAAUCUUGUAAUUGGUUAGUCCAUAAUUGUUAGGGGUAUCAAAAUAUACUGUGUAUCGUACUAGGCACUGUGGACAUACAAAUAACAUGUAGUUCCUACUAAGGAAAUUCAAACAAAAUUAAAGCUAUAUUUCUCAAAACUUCUAAUAUUUAACAACC